Molecule: messenger RNA, 777 nt
Organism: Linum trigynum
Lineage: Eukaryota; Viridiplantae; Streptophyta; Magnoliopsida; Malpighiales; Linaceae
Source: the annotation of a GenBank genome assembly
AUGAAAUACAAGGAAGGCAAAUCCUUGGCAGAUCACUUGAACGAAAUUCAAGGGAUCGUGGAUCAGUUGUCCGGUAUGGGCAUAAAGAUGGAAGAUGAGGUCGUCGCUCUCCUCGUUCUGGCUUCCCUUCCAGAAUCUUGGGAGACGCUAAAAAUUUCACUUACCAACUCUACGAAAGAUGGAGUUAUCAACAUGGUGAUCGUCAAAAGCAGAGUUUCGAAUGAAGAGAUGCGGAAAAGAUCACAAGGUGCAUCCUCAUCAUCUUCCCAAUCAGACCUUUUGGCGGUGGAUUCUAGAAGCAGGGGAAGAAGUGAAGCGAGAGGAUCAAAGCAAAGAGGCAAGAGUCGAGAGAAGUCCAACAAGUUUGCCAACAUCCAUUGUCAUCACUGCAAGGAGAAGGGCCACAUUAGAAGAUUUUGUCCAAAGUUCAGAAACGAGAGAAUGAAGGGAAAACGAGAUGAGAACAGUGAUGAUGAUGGUGCAAACUCUGUUGAUGAGUUCAUUAUUGUCUACGAGGAAAAUGUUGUCAACCUGAUAACCCAGGAGACAAGCUGGAUGGUUGAUAGUGGUGCUAACAUCCACGUGACGUCCAAGAGAGAAUUUUUCUCAUCUUACACACCAGGUGACUUCGGUGUCGUAAGAAUGAGAAAUGGUAAUCUUUCCAAAGUUAUCGGAAAAGGAGAAGUCUGCUUGGAGACGAUGAAUGGUACGAAGAUGCUGCUGAAGGAUGUCAAGCAUUUUCCAGAAAUGCGCCUGAAUCUCAUCUCUGUAGACUAG